Cannabis sativa is the source of this 1239-nucleotide messenger RNA. RefSeq lists its product as uncharacterized. The coding region runs from base 1 to 1239 and encodes 412 amino acids. The transcript is spliced from 2 exons. The record is from RefSeq and is a predicted model, not a curated record. Lineage: Eukaryota; Viridiplantae; Streptophyta; Magnoliopsida; Rosales; Cannabaceae.
AUGGGAGAAUUAGGCAAAUCAUCUGGAUACGACUCUGACGAGGAGCUUGAGCCAUAUCACCCAGAUAUUAUGAAUACCCAUUUUCCUUCGGGAUUCAAAAACUCGCAUGUCUCGUCCUAUGACGGAACUACAGAUCCGAUCUCGCAUUUGAAUAACUUUAACACGAUAAUGCGAGAGAGUAACGUGAUGAACAAUUUACGCUGUAUUUUGCUCCCCACCUCGCUUGUCGGAGCAGUGAGUAGCUGGUUUAACAAGUUCACUCGUCAUUCAAUAAUUUCCUGGGAGCAGCUGUCUAGGGAUUUCAAGAAGCAAUUUCAAGCCGCUAGGGAUAGGCGACCCAAAGCGGCCUCGCUAACCAAUAUAAAGCAGCAGCCUAACGAAACACUUAAGGCGUACUUAAGCCGUUUUAGCACGGCUGUCGCUAGGGUUAGAAACUUGGAUGACAGCACGCAACUUAUAGCCCUUCAGGCGGGGAUCUCCACUGAUCCAUUAACCGCCGAGGGCGAGUUGUGGGAUGAUUUUCAAGGAUGUUCGGUAAGAAACAUCAUUGAGUUCAAUGAGAGGGCUCAAGUGUUUGUUCCGAAGGAAGAAGCCCGAAAGGAAAUGAACUUGUUGAAAACAAGCUCAAGAGGUAAACUCAGCAAUGUUUCAACAGGGACUGCUUCCACGAGAAUUGAUAACUCGGGGGCGUCUGGUCCAAAAAGAAAGGAUGGAAUUAGGGAACCUUCGAAGGAUAGAAAGAAACAAAAGAAGCAUGACAAAUACGUGCCAGUGUAUACUAUUUACACCGAGCUUAAUGAAACUCGGGAAAAAAUUUACCUUGCACAUGAGCAGAAGGGGAAAGCAAUAUCGCUCAGAAGAGAUGUUAAGGAGAUAAAGAACAAGCAGUUGGUCUUUGCCCCAGAACCUUCCAAGAAGGUGAAAACCGAGGAACCCCCCAUUAUGUUCACAGAGGAAGACGAGAAGAACGUGAGAUACCCUCACGUCGAUCCAUUGGUCAUAACCAUUCAACUCGCCAAUAAGAGGAUCAAGAGAGUGUUAAUAGAUAAUGGGAGCUCGGUAAAUAUCAUUUAUAAGGAGACUCUAAAGAAAAUGGGGCUCGAAAAUGCUAAGUUAAGGCCUUGUAUGGUGAAUCUUUGCGGAUUCACCGGGGAUAGAAUUGCUAGCCUUGGCAUAAUCGAGCUCGCAUUAACUUUAGGCGAGGCACCUUUAACUGCUACUAUUAUGCAAGACUUAUAG